Molecule: messenger RNA, 1129 nt
Organism: Emiliania huxleyi CCMP1516
Lineage: Eukaryota; Haptophyta; Isochrysidales; Noelaerhabdaceae
Exons: 5
Coding region: 1-765 (254 amino acids)
Source: RefSeq, a predicted model, not a curated record
AUGGCUGAGGCCCCGCUGCCUCCAGGCCUUGAGGGUGCGCAGGACUGGGCGCGCGACUACGCCGCCGCGAAUCCGUCCGAGGCGUUUGAGCUCGUAUUCGGCCGACCAUCUCCCGAGACCCUUCCCGCGCUCGUCAUCCCGCAGCUCCUCUCACCCGAGGAGGUGAAGCAGUGCUUCAGUGCUGGAAGCGAGGUCGGCAGCAGUAUUGAGCCGUUCGCCACCAGCAGCUGGCUGUGCGCCGCACUUCGCGCCACGCCGCACGAUAUCGGCUACUCGGGAGAGCACGUGGCGCUGUACCUCCACAAGGGCGGCUACCUCCAGACCAAGCAGCCGGCGCUUUGCGACAAGCUGCUGCACUCAAUGCGCAGACAGCCCGGCAACUGGGGCGACCCGGCCCUCGCCCUCCAGGUCCGCUGCAUCGAGCUGCACACCUACGCCGUCGGCGGAGGCGCGUGCGCCACUGAACAACGCCUGUUGGAGCCGGGCCACCGCGACAACGGCUCCAAGCUGUCGAUGUCGGUCCUCCUCUCCGACGCAGCGACCACCGGCUUGGAGGGCGGCCAGAUCGUCACGCUUCCCAUAGAGAAGCACUUGGCGGCGUUCUGCGACCCGAGCGAGGCGCUUCGCUCCCUGCACCACACCGCUCUCGCCUCGGCAGGCAAGAACCCGGCGCACAACGUGGCGACGGUGACGAGCGGCAUGCGCCAAUCCCUCGUGAUCGAGCUGUGGGUCGGACCCACAAACACGAAGGAUCGGGAGAGCUGACGGAGGCGGCUGUGUUCGCACGGCAAGCCGCGUGGCGCGAUGCGCGGACAAUGGCCUCCUCCAUCGGCCGGGAGCGGCGCGGAGCGCUUCGAGGUGUGUUGGGCACGCUGCACCUUCCGCCCUCGCUCCGAGACGUCUCGCACGCCUUCGGCGCGCGGGGGUGUGUGCGUGGACUGUCGCUGUGGGCCUCUGAGGUCUGAGUACUGAUACUGAAAGUCGUGUCUCCGGGUGACUCGUCGCUAUGUGCACGUCUCAGCGUCUCCGCGGCGGCGGCCCGGCGGCGGCCCGGCGGAGCGCGGUCAGAGCAGGGUUGUUGUGCGACGGAGUACCUAGGUAUCGGAGUAAUAUUGCUACUUUAUACUGA